Molecule: messenger RNA, 3244 nt
Organism: Hemicordylus capensis (graceful crag lizard)
Lineage: Eukaryota; Metazoa; Chordata; Lepidosauria; Squamata; Cordylidae
Gene: MAPK9
Product: mitogen-activated protein kinase 9
Exons: 13
Coding region: 234-1508 (424 amino acids)
Biological process (GO): protein phosphorylation; JNK cascade
Cellular component (GO): nucleus; cytoplasm
Molecular function (GO): ATP binding; JUN kinase activity
Source: RefSeq, a predicted model, not a curated record
AGGUUGGUUGGCCGACCCUUGAAGGAUCUAAGCGCUGAUUGGCCCUCGCGGGAGCCUGUCAGCAUGUGCAGGCCUGCUUGCGGCCUGUGAGGGGCUGAGGGAGGCCAUUGCGGCUGGAACGUCUGGAGCUGGAGAAGGAGUCGGAGCGGUGGAGUGGCUCGCCCGAGGGCCUCCGAGGAGAGAUCUUGAAAACUGUGCCAAAUCUUGGGAAGAAAACUACAUGACACUACAUCAUGAGCGAGAGUAAAUGUGACAGUCAGUUUUACAGUGUUCAGGUUGCAGACUCCACGUUCACUGUACUAAAACGUUACCAGCAAUUGAAACCCAUUGGCUCUGGAGCUCAAGGCAUUGUAUGUGCUGCAUUUGAUACAGUCCUUGCAAUAAAUGUUGCUGUAAAGAAGUUGAGUCGUCCUUUUCAGAACCAAACACAUGCAAAACGAGCUUACAGGGAACUUGUGCUUCUAAAGUGUGUCAAUCACAAAAAUAUCAUUAGUCUAUUAAAUGUAUUCACACCACAGAAGUCCCUAGAAGAAUUUCAAGAUGUGUACUUGGUUAUGGAACUGAUGGAUGCUAACUUGUGCCAGGUCAUUCAUAUGGAGCUGGAUCAUGAAAGAAUGUCCUAUCUUCUGUACCAGAUGUUGUGUGGUAUUAAACAUCUACAUUCAGCUGGUAUCAUCCACAGAGAUUUAAAACCCAGUAAUAUUGUAGUAAAAUCAGAUUGUACUCUCAAAAUCCUUGAUUUUGGACUUGCAAGGACGGCAUGUACUAAUUUCAUGAUGACACCAUAUGUAGUAACACGAUAUUACAGAGCACCAGAGGUUAUUCUUGGCAUGGGAUACAAAGAAAAUGUGGAUAUCUGGUCUGUUGGGUGCAUAAUGGCAGAAAUGGUCCUCCAUAAGGUCCUGUUCCCAGGAAGAGAUUAUAUUGACCAGUGGAAUAAGGUUAUUGAACAGUUAGGUACACCAUCAGCAGAUUUUAUGAAAAAACUACAGCCUACUGUGCGGAACUAUGUAGAAAACAGGCCAAAAUAUCCAGGUAUCAAAUUUGAAGAGCUCUUCCCAGACUGGAUAUUUCCAUCAGAAUCUGAUCGUGACAAAAUAAAAACCAGUCAAGCUAGAGAUUUGCUAUCAAAAAUGCUAGUAGUAGAUCCAGACAAACGAAUUUCAGUAGAUGAAGCUUUACGUCAUCCAUAUAUCACAGUUUGGUAUGAUCCAGCUGAAGCUGAAGCACCACCACCUCAAAUAUAUGAUGCACAGUUGGAAGAAAGAGAACAUGCCAUUGAAGAAUGGAAAGAACUAAUAUAUAAAGAAGUAAUGGAUUGGGAAGAAAGAAAUAAGAAUGGUUUGGUAAAAGAACAGCCUUCAGAUGCAGCAGUGAAUAGCAACACCAGCCCUUCCCAGUCAUCAUCGAUCAAUGACAUUUCAUCCAUGUCAACAGAACAAACAUUGGCUUCCGACACAGACAGCAGCCUUGAUGCUUUGACAGGAACACUUGAAGGAUGCCGGUGAUCAGCUUUUGCAGAUUUAACAUUGGCAAAGAAACUUUUUGCUUCUGUUGGGCCUGAAUUACUUGAAGCAGUGAAAAAGGAAGCCAGAAGACUUUCUGUGGGGAGAUGCAUGAAGUGUCCCUUUGCAUGAUGUUGCAGUAGAAGUUUGAAAAGAGAGCACAAGUUACUAGUGCUUCUUUUGCUGCUUCCCAUAACGUGUGAAAAAGCCCUGAGUAUUUUGGUGUACACAUAGCCUUUGAAAUAGUGCCAUUUUAUUUUAGAUAAACCUUUAUGGAAGAACACAGGCUGGUUCAACCCAAUUACAAGAAUGUAUGGGCCUGAAAGUUGGUUUUUAGCCUGACCGGGUGUGUGCGUUAUGUUUGGUAUGGGACUGAGAAAACAAAAUGCCUAUACCCUCACCGAUUCCUCCUUUCAAGUCCCUUGUUGCAGCUGAGGCAAUGUAAUUUUAAACUAGUUGCUGUUUAUUUCUGCAUUAUUCUUUGUGGAAAGCAUAUAGAAAUUAGAGAGAGUGCCCAGGAUCCAAAAUGCUAAUUUAGGCUCGGGUGUGCCCAGGGGAAUGCUUGCUUCUUUUUCCUUUGACUGCAAACACCAGGCUAUAUCACAAACUGUUUUUGAAACGCCCCUUGAUCUCAGAUGGAGCUUGCCAUGGACUGGGAUGUGGGUGGGCUGUUUUCGGUGGAAUGCAAGUCGAAAGCUCAUUGGACAUGUGGAACUAAUUGUUCAGUUAUUUGGAUACAAGCCACAGGGUAGUUGAGUGUGAUACACACACAAUAUGGAUAUAUAGACCUGGGCUACAAUUCAGCAUUUAAUGAAUUAAAUAGAAAAAUCUGUAUGCAAUCUGCAGACAUAGGUUAAGUUGCAAUAGCAUUCUCCAAAGUUCAGCAUCUCUAAAAUGAGACAUUGGUUUCCUAAAGAAAAUUGACCCUUAUAAUGUGACAGAUGUCUGUUGUAUGGUGUUCCAUAUAAAAUUUCUUCCAAGUGCAGAAAUAUCCUUCCCUGACCAUGCCACAUGGAAUACUGGUCGCUGCAGUGCAGUUUAUGUAGAGUGACUGAAUUGUAAAACAUAGAGGUACAGAACUGUAAGUUUAAAAACCUCAACCAACCUUUGUAAAUCAAAUAUCAAUGCUGUCUGUAAAUUCUACAUAUAGAUGAAGUCAGUGUAUGUGGCAUGGGAUUGAUCGGGGCUUGAUGCUACACUUAGUGAUACUGUUGGAGCCAAAUUCUUUCCUGGAAUUUGUGUACUUAGAUCUUUCUUGAAGUUAAUGUGAGGUGCACAUCUGCUUCCAGGUGCAGAACUUGGACUCAGAGUCAGUAUUCACAGCUCACUCAUCUGAUCUUUAAUUUCAUUACUUCACCUUGAAUGUUACUGAGAUCACUUUUAAUUGUUGGGAUAUGACAAAAAUGAACAAAAAAUAUAAGAUAACUUGUUUAGUUCUUCUCUUUCAUACUUUUAUGUAAUUCCAUUUUAUGCUUGCUAUGCAUGUUGAGAAUCUCUUGUGGUAAAGAAUUACAAGACAUCUUCUCAUACUAUAAGUGCAAGACAGGAGAAGAACCCUGAGAUAUAAGGAGAACCCCUUCUCAUUAAUGAGCUAUAAAAAUGUAUUUUAUUUUUUAUAAUUGCAAUUCUGGUUGUGGAUUUUAUUGCCACUAACUCAUUGUGGAUAUUGUAGAUAAGUUUGAGUCCUCUGAUUUCAAUGCUUAGAUGAACUUUUAAAAAUAAAGUACAAAAACACUGUC